AACAGAGAAGCGUGUAGGGCUCACAGUCUACACCAGCCCUUCAUCACAAGAAGGUACUUUCUUUUUUACAUAAUUUUUAUUUAUGUUUUUUUAUAAUGAUUUUUUUUCUUAAUUUUUUUCAAACUUCUUGUAUUGUAGCGUGAUUUACAAACUGGGUGUCUUGCUGGGGUUCCAGAGAUUUGGAUGGCGACUAAGUACAUAGACGGGGAAGGUUGGGUGAGCAAGGCAGCAAAGGAUAACUAUGAAAAGAUGAUGGAGAUACGUGACACUCUGCAGUCACAAUCAUCUACGAGCGCUUCUGCUUCGAGUACUAUCCCGAGAGAAGAUGAUGACAUUAUUCUUGUUGAGACGAUCUUUGGACGUCGUCGAGGCUAUCAGCCGGGCCUUGGUCGUAGGAUUCGCACGAGGGCGAAUUGUGAAGCGGCUGAUGUACCUCAACCAGCCCAACCACCUCCUACCGCACAAGACAUGCAAGAGGUGAGGGAGCGACUCCGAGCCAUAGAGGAGCACUUGGCUAGGAUUGGUGGAGUCUCGGGAUCUGGAUCUUCUCAGCAAGGUCAUGGUGUCGAUCCUACAACACCUAGUUAAAAACAUUUAUAUUUAUGUAUUUUAAUUUUA
Messenger RNA from Humulus lupulus (European hop), 618 nucleotides. RefSeq lists its product as uncharacterized. The transcript is spliced from 2 exons. The record is from RefSeq and is a predicted model, not a curated record. NCBI's taxonomy places the organism in Eukaryota, Viridiplantae, Streptophyta, Magnoliopsida, Rosales, Cannabaceae. Bases 184 to 588 code for a protein of 134 amino acids.